Messenger RNA from Alexandromys fortis (reed vole), 3759 nucleotides. It is a transcript of the gene Spef1, whose product is annotated as sperm flagellar 1. Gene Ontology annotation, cellular component: axoneme. Bases 2642 to 3631 code for a protein of 329 amino acids. The record is from RefSeq and is a predicted model, not a curated record. NCBI's taxonomy places the organism in Eukaryota, Metazoa, Chordata, Mammalia, Rodentia, Cricetidae. Gene Ontology annotation, molecular function: microtubule binding. The transcript has 8 exons. Gene Ontology annotation, biological process: regulation of cytoskeleton organization.
CUACUCCCCUUUUGUGGGAGUGAAUGUUUUAACAGCCAUGGAUGCAUCCUUCAUGGUCUGGGCUUGCGUCUGUCUUGGGGACACAUCCCUUCCAGGUUCCCCUUGGUUCUUGUAGUGGGACAUGAAAGCAGGGUUUGAGCAGAUGACCACGACUGGGGUGAGGGGCAGGCAGUGACACCCACAUCUACAUGUUAGAGAACUCUGGGGAGGGUGUGCCUUUAGUGACGCAUCUCUUGAUAGACUGCAGGAACCCUAACCUUAACCUCCUUUGAUGGUAGUGAGAAGCUUUAGUCACUGGAAUGGGGAAGUAGAGAGGGAGCCAGCAGUCUGUUAGGGGAUCAGGCAGUAUACCCCUGAAGACUGAGCCCACGAAAGCUAGUUAAGGAAGGUCUUCGCAGGGGUUGAGCAGGAAUGAGAAAAACUUUGGUUCUGCUAUGGGCCAGGUUAGAGUUGGAGGGGCAUGCAAGGAACCCUUGUUUUACUUUAAGAGGGAGUUCUUCAGGCUGUUCAAGUGAUUGGCAUUUUCAUGUCCGUUAAAUCACCUUUGAGGCCAUGACAGGAGGAAGGUGAAGUUACUAGGAAACAUGGCACCCCCGUGAAUUGGUAGCUCACUGUGCAGGGCCACUCCCCCACUCCAGUCCAAAGGUGAGGGCAUGUCCUUUCAGAGCCCGGCCCCUCCCUUCAUGGUUCUCCCUUACUGGGGCUCACAGGUUCCAGUCAAGGAAAGACCUGAGCGGGGCAGGUAACUCUUGAGUCCCAAACCGGUUUUCCCACCUUACUUAGGGCAGGCGUAUUACCUCUGGUAAUUUCCCAAUCCCUAACAUACUCCAGCGACCAGGUUCUCCCCAGGCUGGAAUGUAAGGGGGUGGGGGAUAUCCAAAUCGUCCUUUGUGCCUUGUUUGCCCUGGGUAUGGUUCCUUCUAAAAAGGCUGUCCAUAAACGUUUGGCUCUUUUGUAUUUCCAACACUAGGGGAUUAUCUCCAAGCCUUGAAAAUUAGUUUUUGUUUCUUUAAUGCAAAUUUUGCUUAUAUUUGUACUGGGGUAGGGAUGAACCCAGGGUCUAGAUUAACCUGGGCAAGAGCCUCACUGCUGAGCCAACCCCCCCCCCCCCCCCCCCCCCCCCCGAGUGUUUGGAAACGAAAUCGAGCAAAGGAGUUGGGAUCCCGUUUGGCAUCAGCCCUUCCUCUAAUUGGAACUUUGGAGGGAGAGACCAGAAAGCCUAGCCUACCCAACGGGCCUGCUCUAAGUAGUAAGUGGGAGGGAGCAGGGGUGUUUUCUCUAGAUGCCCCAGGACAGACAUUAUCUUUAUCUCCAGUACCAAGACAAAUCACUGCCUCCUGCCAAUAAGAACCUCUUACUGGUCCCAGGAUUUAACACAAUCUGAUGCCAAUAGGGCCUUUCUUUGUGCUAGGUGUCAAACACUCAGAUGCCCUUAUGAGGUAACAAAACCCACGAUAAACAGGCAGAAGAGGUUCAGUAAUGUGCCCAGAGCUACAUUAGGCUGCCGGAAGCAGACUUUCUCCUCAGGCAGGCUCUGGAAGUAUCCCUCCAGUACUUCAUAUGCCUUCAUUACGGAGGGCCCUGUGUUCCUACCCCUCCUGGUUGCAGAAACCAGUUUCUAGCCCUUCGUAGAAUAUCCCUCCUGUGAACGAUAAGGGUGUGACUGUCUGCCGAAACUCUAGCUUUCGUGUGUACUGUGGAUUUCCAAUCCCUAAUCCCCAUACAAGUGCAGGCCGCUUAGACGUUUUUCCAUUUUGUAAAUUUCUUUCAAAAUAAAUUAUUGGGACAAGUAGAUGAAAACUUUCUAUUUUACAAAGAAGUAAAUAGGGUUAAGGGAUUAAAUGACCUUGCCCAAGAAAAUGGCCUUACACUGCUCUCCCUGGGAAUCUGGGUUACAUAUUAAAUGCCCCAGUAGGGUACAUUGGGAUGAGGAAAUGGCAGUGACCCUAGGUCUACAGAGCUUUGGAGGGAGCUAGUGAGGAAGCACUGGUUGUGCUUCCAAAGGACCCAGGUUUGAUCCCCAGCACCCACAUAGUGGCUCACAACCAUCUGUAACUCUAGUUUCACCUGCCCUCUGCAGGCACCAGAUAUACAUACAGGUAAAACACACAUACACAUACAAAAAUAAAAUACUUAUUUAAAAAUAGACAACUUGUCACACAGCAUCAGUAGGUAUCAGACUAACAGAGUUCCCGCCUCCCUAAAUACUAAUAUGCGUGGAGAUGCUGCUUCCUUUAGGACUGACAAAUGGCACAGAAGGGGAAUGGUUUCUGGGGACAUAGCUGGUUUUGGCAAAGCCCAGAUUGGGCAGUGAUUGAUCAGCGAGUGAUGUGGGCAGACAGGUGAUGCCUUCUUGGGGAGAAAGGAAGAUAAGUACAAAUAACUGCCCUUUCAGAGCUGGGACCCAGGGGAAAGAUAUGGAAAAACUACAACUCCCAGAAGUCUCUGUUUCCAGGCAAGUAGCGACGGUUGCUAUGGUUUCAUAAAACAAUAUGGCUGCUCCCAGAUGGGAUUUGAGUCUGUGCCGAGUAGGAAAGGAAACGUAGAUCUGAACGCUCGCAGUGGCGAGAGGAGGCACUUGAAGGGUCCUGGGGCUGACGUUGGGCUCUGUGGGGAACACUGAGGCCUUGCCCAGAAGCCAAUGGCAAGCAACGUGGAUGAGGAGGCUCUGCACCAGCUGUACCUGUGGGUAGACAACAUCCCUCUGUCCCGACCCAAGAGAAACCUCUCCCGGGACUUCAGUGACGGAGUCCUGGUUGCAGAGCUUAUCAAGUUUUACUUCCCCAAGAUGGUGGAGAUGCACAAUUAUGUCCCUGCUAACUCUCUUCAGCAGAAGCUCAGCAACUGGGGUCACCUGAACAGAAAGGUGCUGAACAAGCUGAACUUCUCUGUCCCCGACGACGUGAUGCGGAAGAUUGCGCAGUGUUCUCCGGGUGUAGUGGAGCUGGUGCUCAUUCCACUAAGGCAGCGCCUGGAGGAGCGGCAGAGGCGCCAGAAACUGGGUGCUGGCUCCUUACAGGAGCUGGCUUCUCAGGAUGUCAGUGGCUACAUGGACAUGGGUCUGUCCCAGAAGACUCUAGGAGACGGUGCCCCAGCCCUGGGAGGAGAGCAGCUCAGAGGGGGCCGGCCACCGGCGCCUCGACCCCCUGGAUAUAACCAGGCGCUGCAGGGCGAUCCGAGCUUCGUCCUUCAGAUUGCUGAAAAGGAGCAGGAGCUGUUGGCCUCUCAAGAGACAGUGCAGGUCCUGCAGAUGAAGGUGAAGCGUCUGGAACACCUGCUCCAACUCAAGAACGUGCGCAUCGAUGACCUCUCUCGGAGGCUCCAGCAGGCCGAACGCAAGCAGCGGAGAAAAGACCACUCUCCACAGCCCAGAAAACCUGUGCGGACAUACGGCAUGACCUCCCAAACCGUGUCAACUUUGAGGCUCCCAGCGCUGGGCCUGGAGAGGCGGUCCUCCGGUUCCUUUCUCAGCUCAGAGGACAGCCUUGUCUCCAUCCAUGCAAAUUCUCCAUGGCCUCGGACACGCGAGCAGCUACCCCCGGAAGUGGAGGGAUUCUCUUGCCCCUCCUGGGUGCUUCCAUGGGACCCAUCUCAGAGCUGGAGACCACCGCAGCUGGAGAGGAAGGGAUAAGGUGUUGAAGAAGCCAGGAUAACAGGCAUCCAGCUGUGUGCAAUAGCCCUUUCUGCAUGGAGCAAUAUACGGAGCGCCUGGGAAAGACAGAGCAGAGUUGUCUCUAUUAAAAGUGGCGUUAUGCGUUC